AUGGCAGCGGCCGGCGCCACCCGCCCGCCCCCGCGCCUCUCACUCACUCCGCGUGGGGGCCAGUUCAGUCUCCGCCACUCGUCGCGCUCGCACCACGGGCGGGGGCAGAUACAGAGGAAGGGUGGUGGCCGGCGAGCGACAUGGCGGGCUCGGCAGCCUACUCCGCGUCCGCCACUGUGGUGGUGAUGGCCAAGGGCAACGGCAAGGGCAAGGGCGCCAGAGGCGGCGGCUCCGCGGGCUCCAACAAGGUGUGGCGGCCUCCUAGGAUUACAUCUAAUGUUAAGCAGAACUUGAGGAUUCUAAAAUUUUGGAAGGACUAUGAAAGGAGGCAAACAAGUGGACCUCAACCUGCUACUAGGUACCGCAAAAAGAAAGUAAUAAAAGAAGUGCUUCCUGAUGACACAGACAUCUACGAGGACCCUUCUUCCACUCUUCACUUCACAAGUCAGGGUUUGGAAAUUGCUUCACCUGUUAUUCUUGUGGACGGUUACAAUGUAUGUGGCUAUUGGGGAAAGCUUAAGAAGGAUUUCAUGAAUGGCAGGCAAGAAAUUGCAAGACAAAUGCUCAUUGAUGAGCUGGUAUCUUUCAGUGCAGUAAGAGAGGUAAAAGUUGUAGUCGUAUUUGAUGCUGCCAUGUCCGGGCUUUCUACACAUAAGGAAACAUAUAAAGGGGUUGAUGUUGUAUAUUCCACUGACUUAUCUGCUGAUUCUUGGAUAGAGAAGGAGGUCGAAGCCUUGGUGGCAGAUGGCUGCCCCAAAGUCUGGGUUGUGACAUCUGAUGCAUUGGAGCAACAAUUAGCACAUGGAGAAGGUGCUCUUAUUUGGAGCUCGAAAAGAUUGGUCAAAGAGUUAAAAGAAUCAGAGAAGGAACUUGAUAUAGAACUGAAGGAAACCAGGUCAACGUCGUUGCAAGGAAAACUUCUGCAGCACAAGCUGAACCCAAAAGUAGUACACGCAUUGAAAGGUCUUAGGAAUCAGCUUGAAGAACAAGAACGGAGAAAAAAGUGACUUUAACUGCUAGAUGGUGGUUGGCAAGAGAAGAGGAAGAAAACAGGUGUACAUAAGUGCAUUUGUGUGUGGACAUCCACUAACAUUGGAUUCAUAGACACUAGACAAGUGAUAGCGCAAAACCGAUGCCAUCAGGAAGGUCCUCAACCAAGACAACAUCAUGAGAGAGCUAACGUCAUGUAAAAAGAAACCUGGUUUUCUUAGGGGACAGUUUUUUGUAGACUCCGUAUUUGGAUCAGAGUCCCGCGGGAAAAAAAAAACCAUGAGCUGUAUAGUAACGCAACUGUGUGCAAGUGUUUUCAGGCAUGUGGAUGUGGGAAGCUCAGUUAAAGAAACGAUGUCAGUAGAUUUUUGAAAGUGAGCAGACUGUAUAUGUCUGCACUUGAAGAAUCUGAUGGGAUUUUCAUCCU
Messenger RNA from Phragmites australis (common reed), 1417 nucleotides. RefSeq lists its product as uncharacterized. NCBI's taxonomy places the organism in Eukaryota, Viridiplantae, Streptophyta, Magnoliopsida, Poales, Poaceae. The transcript has 10 exons. The coding region runs from base 141 to 1007 and encodes 288 amino acids. The record is from RefSeq and is a predicted model, not a curated record.